Messenger RNA from Arabidopsis arenosa, 1865 nucleotides. The record is from the annotation of a GenBank genome assembly. NCBI's taxonomy places the organism in Eukaryota, Viridiplantae, Streptophyta, Magnoliopsida, Brassicales, Brassicaceae.
GAAAGCUUGCUCUCAGUAAUCAGAAUCAGAGAAGAAAAAGAAAAAAGAUGGAAUCUAGAAACGUCGACUGGUCCGAGAUGUGUUCCGAUGCCUUGCAAUUGAUUCUUGAAAGCUUGAGCUUUCCUGACUUCCAUCGAGCAAGAACCGUUUGUUCAAGCUGGUACUCUGUUUCUAAAUCAUGCGUUGCGGGAUCAAGAAACAGAUAUCCGUGGCUGAUCCUUUUCCCGGAAAAGUCUUCUGUCUCAGGAUCUUGUACACUGUUUGAUCCUGUUGAGGACAAGACCUACAAGACAAGAGAUCUCGGAAACGAGUUUUCCGAGUGUCGUUGCCUUGCAAGUUACGGUAACUGGUUACUAAUGUUGACUCCUCGUAUCGAUUUCUACGUCUUAAAUGUGUUUACUGGCGAGAGAAUCAAUCUUCCAUCUCUAUCACUCCAAGGAGGUAAAGUGAGAUUCCGAAGAAAAGACGAUGGCGGAGUCUUCCUAGAACACUCUCCUAAGGAUCGUGAGACUAUCAUCAACAGGGUUUGUUAUCUAGCCGCCACCGCUUCCAUGGCUCACAAUGGCACAAUAUCACCGACGACCAGAGAAGCCAUCACAACAAACUCGCUUAACAUCGAUAUUGCCAUUGUAUCUAAAGUCACUUCAAUAAAAAAGAUGGAACCUAGAGACGCCGACUGGUCAGAGAUGUGUUCCGAUGCCAUGAAAUUGAUUCUUGAAAGCUUGAGCUUUCCCGACUUCCAUCGAGCAAGAACCGUUUGUUCAAGCUGGUACUCUGUUUCUAAAUCAUGCGUUGCGGGAUCAAGAAGCAGGUAUCCAUGGCUGAUCCUUUUCCCAAACUUUUCGGGAUCUUGUACACUGUUCGAUCCUGUUGAAAACAAGACCUACAAGACAAGAAAUCCCGGAAAAAGUCGUUGCCUUGCAAGUUACGGUAACUGGUUACUAAUGUUGACUCCUCGUCUCGAUUUCUUCGUCUUAAAUGUGUUUACUUGCGAGAGAAUCAGUCUUCCAUCUCUUUCACUCCAAGGAGGUAAAGUGAGAUUCCAAAGAAAAGACGAUGGCGGAGUACUCUUCCUCGAACACUCUCCUAAGGAUCGUGAGACAAUCAUGAACUGGUAUAUCAUGAAAGCUGUUUUAUGGAUUGAUGAGAAAACGAAAGAUUUUGUGUACAUUAAGAUUCUUGAUUUCUCUGAUGAUUUCCCGAAAGAGAUAGUCGAAGAAAAUCCGUAUCUGAAUCAUCGGGUUUACUACACUCCAGAACAUAGUAGGGAAUCUUGGAGGGAGAGAGUCGCAAUCACAAGUUCAGGAGAUGUUCUGAUCAUUGUGAGCAUAAGAAAAACGUUAAUAGAGAAUCAAGAGAAACCAUACUUCUUUAAGAUCUUUAAGAUGAAUGUUGAAGGAACCGAAUGGGAAAGAGUAGAUUCUUUAGGUGAUGAGAUGCUUGUUUUUGGUGAUGGCUUCAUCAAGGGCAAUUUGAUUUAUUUUGUUUCUGAUGAUUCUUGGGACCCUUUGAGUGAUCAACCCUUUCAAAGUAGUACCGGUGUUUAUGAUCUUUCUACAACCGAAAAACGCUGGUCUCGGUUCGCUUAUUGCUUGUCCAACAUUCGCUGGUUUGUUCCAGGAUCUGAUAAUAAAUGAUUUAACCUCGGAUUCCUUUCUAUUUUCUAGUAUUUUCGUCCCCUACUCUUUGAUGUUCUGUUCAUCCACAUUUGCAAAUUAAGCACAGUUUCAAGAAUCUAGUUGAUGACGACUAUUAGUAUUGUAUCUCAUCAAUCUUGUUGAAGAAUUCAAGAAUCUUUUCUUUUGCUCUGACUUCACCAAAUGUUGUACAUUGUAUUAUGUUCAUAAUGAAAUCACAUCUAAGGU